Lethenteron reissneri (Far Eastern brook lamprey) is the source of this 4002-nucleotide messenger RNA. RefSeq names its product ankyrin repeat domain-containing protein 13C-like. Gene Ontology annotation, cellular component: cytoplasm. Gene Ontology annotation, molecular function: signaling receptor binding. Gene Ontology annotation, biological process: protein retention in ER lumen. NCBI's taxonomy places the organism in Eukaryota, Metazoa, Chordata, Hyperoartia, Petromyzontiformes, Petromyzontidae. The record is from RefSeq and is a predicted model, not a curated record.
UCGACGAUGUCGAGCGAAGGGUCCCGAAUCUCGCGUCUCCCGCACCGGGGGUCGUGAUGCUGGAGGCGCUCGCGGGGAGAAGAAGAAGCAGAAGACGGCGACCCGCGCGUUCCGCACGCCGCUCACCGCGCCGCUGUUCCCGAAACUAAUUCCCUCCCGCUUUAGCUGAGCUCGCUCGCUUGCCCGCGGUGCUGUUGCUGCUGCUGCUGGUGGGAGCCCUGGGUCUCGACGAUGCCAUGACCGGCGAGAAGCCAGGGGGCCCCGCGGGCCACUGCGUCCUGCGGCGCUCGGCGCUUCCAAACGGGGCGCGGGCGCAGGCCGAGGCGGAGGGCCGCGCUCCGGCCCAGCUCCAGCUGCAGGUCCUGGCUGCCAAGCAGCAGCAGCAGUUGCAGCUGCAGCAGCAGCAGCACAACAAUCACCAGCAACAACAACAACAGCUGCUGCUGCUGCAGCAGCAGCAACAGCACAACAAUCAGCAGCAGCAACAACAGCACAACAACCAGCAGCAGCAGCACAACCACCUCGAACAUCUUGACCAGCAACAACAGAAUCACCAGCAGCAAUACAACCACCAGCAGGAUCAGCAUGCGGGCGGUGUUGUUGGUGGUGGAGGUGGUGGUGGAGGAGGAGGAGUGGUGGGUCGUUGGGAGGCCCGCGUGCCCUCGGCGCACGGGGUGGCCCUGCCGGGGGGCCCCUGCCCGGUCCACGAGAGCGUCUUCCGCGGGGAUCUUCGUCGUCUCUCGAUGCUCAUCCGCACGCACAACAUCGCGCAGAAGGAUGCCCACGGUAACACCCCCCUGCAUUUAGCUGUGAUGCUUGGACAUAAAGAAUGUGCUCACCUGCUGCUAGCCCACAAUGCCCCCGUGAAGGUGAAGAAUGCCCAGGGAUGGAGCCCCCUCGCCGAGGCAAUCAGCUACGGAGACCGGCAGAUGAUCACGACGCUGCUGAGGAAGUUGAAGCAGCAGUCGCGUGAGCACGUGGAAGAGAAGCGGCCUCGCCUGCUGAAAGCGCUCCGGGAGCUUGGAAAUUUCUACCUGGAGCUGCACUGGGACUUCCAGAGCUGGGUCCCCCUGGUGUCACGGAUGCUCCCCUCUGACACGUGCAAGAUCUACAAGCACGGCACCAACAUCAGGCUGGACACGACGCUCAUUGACUUCAACGACAUGAAAUGGCAGCGCGGCGACAUGAGCUUCAUUUUCAUUGGCGACUUGCCGCCAUCGCACUCCCUCACCGUCCUCGACAAUGAGCAGAAGGUCUACCAAAGGAUAUCCCACGAGGAGUCGGAGGCCGAGACAGAGGAGGAGGUGGACAUACUGAUGAGCAGCGACAUCGUGUCGGCCACAAUGUCCACCAAGUCCAUCGGCUUCUCCCGUGCGCAAACCGGCUGGCUCUUCAAGGAGGACAAAACGGAGCGCGUGGGCACAUUUCUGGCGGACUUCUACACCAUCGCGGGGCUGGUGUUGGAGUCGCGCAAGCGGCGCGAGCAUCUGUCCGAGGAGGACAUCCAGCGCAACAAGGCCCUGAUGGAGAGCAUCAGCAAGGGCGGCACCGUCAUGGCAGACCCGGCUUUCGAGCCCGUGAGGCGGGAGUCUCUGUCACCCCCGCCUCCCAACACCAUCACGUGGGAGGAAUACAUCUCGUCAGAGCCGGGAAAGGCCCCUCACCUUGGCCGAGAGCUGGUGUGCAAGGAGAGCUCCAAGAGCUUCAAGGCCACCAUCGCCAUGAGCCAAGAGUUUCCGCUCAGCAUGGACAUGCUGCUCAACGUCCUGGAGAUCAUCGCUCCGUUCAAGCACUUUAACAAGCUGCGUGAGUUCGUUCAGAUGAAGCUUCCUCCUGGGUUUCCUGUGAAGCUGGAUAUCCCUGUGUUUCCGACCAUCACGGCCACCGUCACCUUCCAGGAAUUCCGCUCCAUUGAGGAUCUUCCAGAAUCCAUGUUCCGGAUCCCAAGCGAAUACCGAGAGGACCCCAACCGCUUCCCUGACCUCUGAACCCGACCACCCAGUGGCUGUGCCCACUGGCCCUCGGCUCCAACAGAGCGCUGUGCCAGUCCCUCCCUUGUGCAGGCCUCUCUCCCCUCCCCCAUGUUGUGCCUCCCUUCCAUACUCACAGCCUCCCCUGCCUUCAGGAUGUCAGAGCGCUGAUCCUGCCCUAAUGCGUGACCCUGCCACUGCUGCACGCUGGGGAAGGAUGCCAGGGAAGGCCCAGAGCUUCGAGCUUUGACUUCUGAAGCCUGUGUGCGGCCCUCGCUGAUGGAGCUGCGGGGAAGCGUUUGUGCUGUCCCCCGACUGUGAGACCUCUUUCAGAAUUUCUGAACCUGACCGUGUGAAACGUGAUCAAACUUGGAUUUAAAACAUUUCCAGGAAUAUACAUUUAUUUUUCUGUUUUACAUUAUCAAGCCAGUGCACAUUAUUUGCAUCCGGUGUGAUACAAAGUGGCAUCUGAAGACGGGACUAUAGUAAAGCUGUUGGAUAAUCUUUGCCUCCACUCGGAGUUAUUAUCACAAGUACCUGUUAAUGUUUCACUAUGGGCUUUCUACCAAUGGCUCACAUGGGUUAGAACUGGACUAACUAAAUUUUUUAAACUUCUGCUUUCAUAUACAGAUUAUCAAACACCCCUUAGUUGUUUGCCACCCAGCCAUGGUCAGUGACUGUGCAAAAUAGUCGUUUGUGUCGUAAUUAUAUUGGCUGAACUUAGUUUUAAAACAAAUAAACGUUUGCGUCAAUUACGUGCUGCAGGAGCAAUUAAGACACUUGAAGGCCGAUGUGAUGAUGCUAAUCAAUACCAGCAAAGAAGCGCGUAGUUUCACAACUGCAGCUUAGUUGAGGCUUGUCUCAGCAGAGAUCUUAAACGAUGAAGGCCAGAACAGGGUUCAGCUAUUUUCAGUGUGGUAAGUAAAUUGAAUUAUGGUACAAAAUGUUAACAAGACAUUAUAUAUAAACAAGAAACAAUGCCUUUGGAAAUGCUGAAAUAUUAGAACAAUGUAAAGAAAAGCUUUUGCCUUAAGGGAUCACCAUAUUGCAUGUAAAGAAACACACACAAAAAGUUUAAACUUCACGAAGUUAGAAUGUCUAUCUCUUAGAUGGUUGAAUCACACGGCAAUUCUUAUGCAUAGAAUCCCUUCCAUGUGUUGCCAGUUUUUAAUGAACGUUAAGCUGUUCUGACUGUGAAUUAUUAGACGUAGCAUCCUGUUACCUGCCUCUCAACUCCAGCAGCAUCUGGUCUGAUCUCUGUACUGCAUCAGCUGGAGUUGAUCAGAGAGCAUGCUUUUGGAGACCAUAAAACGGAGGCAGGUUAUUGUGGAAAUGUUUUACAUUUCACUUGUUUCGUAAAUAAGGUUUUAUCCCACGUUUCGUGUGCACAAAUCUGGUUUGUAAAUUGUGGAAAUUAAAGUAAUGCAAUCACUUUCACAUCAACUAACAAACAGACAAAUCUCAAAGCCAUUUUUGUAAAUAUCACACGAUCCGUUUUUGUCAACCUCUAGGGGUAUUUUAACCUCUUGUACUACACAAAAUCUAAAUCGUAUCCCAAUUUACUUGAACAUGCAGAACAUGUCUCAUUAGCAAGAAAAGCAGCAAUAUUGUAUUUAUUUACCUAGAGCAUAGUAUGCAUCCAAUUUUUAGAUAGUGAAGUGCUUUAUGCACUUAUUGCAACACCGAUUGCAUUCUUACACAGGUUUUUGUAUAUACAUUAAGAACUUUAAUUAAUUACAUCCCUAUAAAUAAUAGCAGGUGCGUCACUAUUUUAAACAAUGGCAUGGGUGUAACUUUUCACAAGAAAUCACUUUUGAUAAUGUACUGUACGAUACAAACACAGGAAUAUGGAGCUGUUGUCAAAUGUGGUAAUUGACAUUUAUUUCGUACAUUUUGAAACUUUCAUGUUUAAACUUCCAUUGCUUCACCCCCAACUUGGACGUUCACAUUUCUGCAAUUGAACACCGAUUACUGAUACAAUAUGCCUGCUUGGUCUGACAUUUGUACGGUGAAUAAAUGAACGUUCACAGGU